Molecule: messenger RNA, 1180 nt
Organism: Salarias fasciatus (jewelled blenny)
Lineage: Eukaryota; Metazoa; Chordata; Actinopteri; Blenniiformes; Blenniidae
Gene: phlda3
Product: pleckstrin homology-like domain, family A, member 3
Exons: 2
Coding region: 216-635 (139 amino acids)
Biological process (GO): positive regulation of apoptotic process
Molecular function (GO): phosphatidylinositol phosphate binding
Source: RefSeq, a predicted model, not a curated record
UAAACCUCCGCGGCGCGCCGUCAUUACGCACCGUGGAUUCAUGCCCACACGGCACAAUGGGUCUUUAAGGGAUCAUUAAAGCCAUGUAGACUUGUGAUCCCGACCUUUUCCCGCGUCCACUGCGCAUUUGAUGGCUCCAUCCUGACAUCCAGAGGAAGCUGAAGACUUGCCGGAGUCGGGUUUCGGUCUGAAGUUUUGCGUCUCAGCGCGUCUCCAUGUCUUUCCAGUCCAAAGCGAUGAGGGACGGGCUGCUGGAGAAGCGCAGCAGCGGACUCCUGCAGCUGUGGAAGAAGAAGCGCUGCGUCCUCACCGACGAGGGACUGCGCCUGCACACCUGUAAAGGCGGCGGUGAUGCUCCGGGGACGGCCUUCAGCUCCAAGGCCAAGGAGCUCCGGUUCGAUCGCAUGGCCACGGUGGACUGCGUGGAGCACAAACGCGGACUGGUGUACUUCACCGUGGUCAUGGCCACCGGGAAGGAGAUAGACUUUCGGUGUCCGCAGGACGGCACCGCCUGGAACGCGGAGAUCGCCCUGGCUCUGGUGCGCUUCAAGAACCUGCAGGCCGUGCAGACCGCCAGGAACCGGCACCUGUCCACCGUGCACCUGGGCAGCACCGGGGAGGAGGAAAUGCUCUGACACGGGGGAGAAACGCCUUGGUGGAUCCUACAAACGAACCAAUCAGCAGGGAGAAGAGAGUCACUUUAUUGAGGUCUGACGGGGACGUAAGCCAAAGGAUAUGGACACAUGAGACACGUCGGCAGUCUGGUCUUCCCUCGUGAAUUUAUUCACACCCAAACAAAGGAUAGGAAAAUAAUGACGGUGGAAAAACAGUCUUUUCUGGCCUGACCUCAUUGAACGGGGUCACAAUGGAGAAUUCAGCAUAAAGGAAAUAUGACGCACAGAGCAUGUGGCGCUGGGACACUGUUUAUCUCCUGUGCCUUAAUGUUUGAAACAUAAUUUUCCAAUUAUUGUUUUUUUUUUUUUUUUGUUAAUGCUGCUCACGCAGGCGUCACUUUGUUCUUUCAGUCUUGCUUUUAAACGAGUCUUACUUCUUAUUUUGAACCAUUUUGCUACAGACUGAUCUGAUCCGCAUGCUUUCUCUACAGCCGAUCAUGAAGUACAGUUACUCUGUCCAUACUCAUUGCACAUUGUACUCUAUAUAUUUGCUGAAACCAUGUACA